AUGCUCGGUUUCGGCGCCCGGGCGAGUUGCGUGUCUCGUCUAGUCGUCUGGAUCCGCUCGUGGCUGGUGCUGGUUCUCUCGCCGCUCGGCAUGGACCCGCCUCGGCUUCGCUUCCGACCGCCGUUCUUCUACGGCUGCCUUCUCCUCCUGCCCCUGCUGCUCGACGGCCUGGUUGUUUUCCAGACCUACGCAGUAGAUUUGGAGGUGAAAGAUGACUUCAACAUGUCUUGUCUGUUUGCGAAAUGGAUGGUGAAAUUUUCAAUAACCUACGAAGGAACCGAUGAAUCUAAAACAUCUACUUUUAUGCUCCCAGAAGAUGUGAGGUACAUCGGAACCUCUUGCGGGAAUGAAACCUCUGGCCCAGUCCUUUCCAUUGAGUUUGGGGAAGGGAAUUCUUGGACCAUCCGUUUUACAAAGACCAAAGACACUUAUCAAGGAGUGAUCACCUUUGUCUAUAACACCGGAGAUGGAGUGUUCUUUCCAGAUGCUAAAACGAAGGAACGAAUAACCGUUGAGGCCAGUUUUCCUGCCAACCCAGUUCCGCUAAAUACGGCCUUUAGUUGUGACACUGAAGACACGGUGAAAAGUGGCGAUGUGACCCAGACGUUCCAGAGUGUGACUCUGCAAGCUUUCCUUCAAGAUGGACGCUUGAGUAGCCAGAAGGCUCUGUGUGAUAAUGACGCCACAGCGUCCACUGCUCCCGCGGCCAGCAAAUCCAUCGUCCUGGCCGCCAUCACGGGCACUCCAGAGUCAAACGCCACAGAAACGCCAUCUUCCCCCACCGUCCAACCAGAGGAGAAACCUGCCACGGGAAGCUACACCGUCAAAUCUGGCCUGGUUACCUGCAUUUUAGCCAACAUGGGUUUGCAACUGAACGUCACUCAACAGGUUCCCACCAUCAUUAACUUUAAUCCAAACAGCACAGUGGCUACCGGUAAUUGUGGCAAGACAACCGCCGUGCUUCGGCUGAAUGAAGGUAACACGAAGGUUGAUUUCCUCUUUGCUGUGAGAAAUUCUACGACUUCGGAAAAAUUCUAUCUGAAAGGAGUGGAUAUCACUGUAGCGGAAUCAUCAAACGGAACCUUUUCAGCCUCCAAUCACACCCUCAAUAACUGGGAAACCACCAUGGGGAAUUCCUACCUGUGCCGGAAAGAAGAAUCCAUCCUGGUGACCCCCAGCUAUAAAAUAAACAUCUUCGAUUUAAAGAUCCAGCCAUUUGAAGUUGAAGAAGGGCAGUUUUCAGCAGCUGAAGAUUGCACCCCAGCGGUCGACUACUUCUUUGUGCCACUCCUGAUGGCAGUAGCCUUGGUAGGCUUAGUUUGGCUGGUGCUCAUGGCAUAUUGUGCUAAAAUUCGGCAUCGUGCUGGCUAUAGAGAGAUCUAGACCCCGAAAAACGAUGCAGGGUGAAGUCUUCCAUUUUCAAACUGACCAGGAGGAAGGAUUGGCGUUAUUUCUCGCACAUGCUUGUUCCUUUAAACAUUGCACAAAACGGCUACUCUACUGACAGAAGGAUGUUGGGGGUUAAUGGUUGUUGAAUCGGUGGCUUAUUAAGAUAAGCUGGAAGAGAUUUCUUCUGCAUUUGGAUGUACACCAACAGAAGCAUAUUCUCUUUCUUAGAAAGGACCUGCUCAAUUUUUUUGGGGGGGGGGAUUUAAAUGUGACCAAUGCUGUAAUCUUAACAUGUUCAUAGCAUCAUUUUGUCAGGCUCCAAAAGGAAAGAAGACUUAUACCAAAGCUUCAAGAAAAGAGAUGCAGGGCGCGUGCUUUUUCUGAAAGACUUUUUAUUCUGUACCGAUGCUUUGCCCCCCCCCUUAUGAAAAAGCGUGUUGUUCCUGAAAGGGGGAGUUUUGCAAAAUGCUGUCGAUGUUGCUUUCUCUCUCUAACUAAAGCGUUUUUGAAGAUGUCCAAAUACU
Messenger RNA from Protobothrops mucrosquamatus (brown spotted pit viper), 1913 nucleotides. RefSeq names its product lysosomal associated membrane protein 2 (gene LAMP2). Bases 1 to 1383 code for a protein of 460 amino acids. The transcript has 9 exons. The record is from RefSeq and is a predicted model, not a curated record. Gene Ontology annotation, cellular component: membrane. Lineage: Eukaryota; Metazoa; Chordata; Lepidosauria; Squamata; Viperidae.